CCGGGUUGUCGACACGAGAUCCGACUGGACUUCCUGAACAGCUCACGUUAUGCUGUCAUCGUCCGUAAUCGUUUGGCUCAAGUGGCUGAAGUCUGCAGACAGGGGGGCAGCGCCGCGCGCUUUCGAGCAACCAUUGCCAGCUUCCGUACCCCGACCAUGCGUUGCAUCUUCAUCGCCCUACUCCUCGCAAAUGUAGCCGCCGCGGCGCACGCGGAAGGUCCGAGCGGCCCAAAUCUCACGGAGUGGGAAGAGGGCCAGGCCAAUGCGUCGGCGGCUGCGGGCGCCGUGGCCGCCAAGCAGGCCAAGAUGGCCGCCGUGGACAAGAUCGUCACCAUGCUGUCGGACUUGCAGGCGAAGGUGAUCAGCGAGGGCGAGACCGAGGCCAAGACCUACAGCGAGUUCGCGUGCUUCUGCAAGGACACCAUUAGCGAGAAAACCGCGGCGAUCAAGGCAGGGGAGGACGACAAGGCGAGCCUCGAGGCCGCGAUUGCGGAGGGCGCGGCACUCCGCGACGAGCUCGACACCACAAUCGCGACGCUGGUCGAGACCAUCGAGGAGGCCCACGCCAAUGUCACGAAGGCGAAGGAGAUUCGCGCCCAGGAGCUCGCCCUGUACAAGGCACAGGCGGCCGAUGUUGAGGCCGGUCUCAUCGGGCUGGAGGGCGCGAUCAAGGCUUUGAAAGCCUCGAAGAAGCCAGCCUUCGUGCAGUUGCAGGGGGUUGCCAAAACGGUGCGUACAGCAGCGCUCAUAGCCGACUCGCUGGGGCUCAUGAAGGGUUCGGCCGCAGGGCCUAUCAGCGCGUUCUUGCAGGAGGAGCCUGAGGUGCCUUUCGAGAACUACAAGUUUCACUCAUCAGACAUCAUCAGUACCCUUGAGGAGCUGGAAAGGUCGUUCAAGGAUACCAAGAUCAAUUUGGAUUCUUCUGAGAAGGCGAGCCUUCAGGGACACACCAUGUACCUCCAGUCGAUGGCUGCCAAAAUCAAGGACCUUAACCUCGACCUGGAUGCCACCAAGGUCAAAAAGGCGGACACGAUUGCUAAGAUCAAGGCAGACAGCGAGAAUCUGUCCACUGUCGCUGCGAAGCUGCUUGAUGAUCAGCAGUACUUGGAGACGCUUGCCCAGAUGUGCAAGGACAAGAAGAAAACCUGGGACCAGCGCUCCAGCACGCGUGCCGACGAGCUGUACACCAUCACGCAGGUCAUCGGGAUCAUAGAGGGCGCUGUCAGCAACAAGACCCGUGCGGCGACCGUGCGAUUCAACCAGGUUGGCGUGAGCCUGAGAAUCGCAAACGCCGUCGCCAUGGACAGGUCUGCGAUGGAGGCGGUUGAAGCCGAAGCAGAGGCUGCGGAGGAGGGUCAGCCGGUCGCGUUUCUGCAGCGCGUCAGCGUUCGGAGGCACCUCGGCGGGGAACCCGUGGAGGAUGGCCGCGAGGUUGUGGUAUCAUUGCUCAAGUCGAAGGGCCAGCAGCUAAAGAGCCAGGUUCUCGCUUCGCUUGUCGCCCAGAUCUCCGCGGUGCAUGGCGACGACCCCUUCGCGAAGAUCAAGACGCUCAUCCAGGAGCUCAUCGAACGCCUCCUGCAGGAGGCCUCCAACGAGGCGAACCAGAAAGGCUGGUGUGACAAGGCCACCUCCGCGGCCACGCAGAAGCGCGACUACUCCGUGGAGGAAAUCCGGUCCCUGAAUGCUGAGAUGGCCGAGCUGGAAGCCUUACGUGACAAGCUCGCCGAGGAGUUGUCUGUGCUCGCAGACGAGAUCGCUGAGUUGGUGGCCAACCGGAAGAAAGCGGAAGAGAUUCGCACCAAGGAGAAGGGAGAGAACGAGUUCACCAUCGCAGAGGCGGAGGCUGGUCUUGAGGCCAUCAACCAGGCCAUGGACAUCCUAGACAAGUGGUACAAGACGAAUGUCAAGAACGAGGUCUCGUUGGCACAGCAGGGUCCUGAGAAGGAUGCGCCCGACGCGGGCUUCGAUAAUUUCGAAGCUUACAAGGGUGCACAGGCCGAGUCGGGCGGCAUCAUUGGAAUGAUGGAGGUCAUCGCCUCAGACUUCAGCAGAACCAUCACCGAGACUCAGAAGGCGGAGGCCGCGGCGGAGGACGAACACAUGGAAUUCAUGACUGAGACAGGCAAGUCUCUGGGGGAGAAGAAGGCGAUCGAGGCGCAGACGACCACUGAGAAGGACAACGCCGUUGAGGACUUGGAGGCCGCGAGUGACAAGCUGCAGUCCAACAACGAUAUCUUGCAGGCAUCCAUCACCGAGCUGAUCGAGCUCAAGGCCGCGUGCAUCGACACUGGCAUGAGCUACAGCGACCGCGUGGCUAAUCGCGAGGACGAGAUCGAGGCUCUCAAAAAGGCCCUGUGCAUCCUCGGCGCUUAUGAGAAGUACGGCCCAGAUGGAGCCCGCGACGCGUGCUGAGUGGUGUCGGCAGCGGUUGGAUGGACUGGUGGAUGUGGUGUGUGACGGACCCGAUCGAGGUGGUGGCGGUGGAGGUGGUGCCAUGAGUGUCGCGUUCUACCCAGCAGAUGCGGAGGACCACCCCUGGUGUCUGCAAGAUAAAAG
Messenger RNA from Prorocentrum cordatum, 2556 nucleotides. Lineage: Eukaryota; Dinophyceae; Prorocentrales; Prorocentraceae. The record is from the annotation of a GenBank genome assembly.